GGGCGCCGGGGCCUGCGUGUGAGGCCGCUGCGGGUCGUGGUGGAGGCCGUGGGGCGCACGCUGCGGCGGCGCAUCUCCCCGGAGGUGCGUCCGUCGGCACCGAGGCCUGGCGGGUCCGGACCCUGGGGGCCGCCCCGCGCUAGGCUCAGGUAGGAGUGGGGCCGAUCCCGCCCGGCCAGGGUUGGCUUAACGGAGGGGUGUCCACGAAACCCGGUAUCUUGAACUGAAGCGGAACACCGAAAAGCGCUGAGCACACUGUCACAUCCUAGCCACCAGCCAGUCUAUGGGUUUUACCUCCAAAAUAUGUCUUGACUUUGCUUCUUUGCCAGCACCCUGAUUGCAACCCCUGUCAUCUCCUGCUUGGAUCACGCAGACCCUCCGUCUUCCAGGAGGGAGCGUGAAGAUGCUUAAAGAGCAUCCAGGGAUGGCGGAAGACCCUCAGCAGCAAAUGGGUGUUCCCGUGGUAAAACUGGAGAAAGAGUUGCCGUGGGGCAGGGCGAGAGAGGACCCCAGUCCUGAAACCUUCCGCCUGCGAUUUCGGCAGUUCCGCUACCAGGAAGCGGCUGGUCCCCAGGAAGCCCUGAGGGAACUCCAGGAGCUCUGUCGCCAGUGGCUGAGGCCUGAGCUGCACACCAAGGAGCAGAUCCUGGAGCUGCUGGUGCUGGAGCAGUUCCUGACCAUCCUGCCCCGGGAGUUCUACGCCUGGAUGCGGGAGCACGGCCCGGAGAGCGGCAAGGCCCUGGUGGCCACGGUGGAGGACUUCACGGAGGGAGCGCUGGAGGCCAAGGCGGUUCCGUGCCAUGCGCAGGGGGAUCAGGAGGAGACGGCGCUUUGCAGAGGCCCUUGGGAACCAGGUGUCCACUUGGGGCCAGUGGAGGUCAAGCCCGAGUGGGGGAUGCCCCGUGGGGAAGGCGUUCAAGGCCUUGACCAAGGCACGGAGGAGCAGCUCAACCAGAACCCUGGAGAUGGGAUGCAGGCCUUCCAGGAGCAGGCUCUGCCAGGUGUUCAGGCUGGUCUGGGCCUCCCUGCAGUGAGCACCAGGGACCAGGAGAUGGCAGCGGGGUUCCUGACGGCCGGAUCCCAGGGGCUGGGCCCGUUCAAAGACAUGGCCCUGGCUUUUCCCGAGGAGGAGUGGAGGCACGUGGCGCCAGCGCAGAUAGACUGCUUUGGGGAGUACGUGGAUUCCCAGGCCUGUGGGGUCUCACCUCCAGGCGUUGGGAGCGGGGAAAAGGAGCCCAAGACCCAGCUGGCCGACCUCAAGGGCGCCCUGGCUCGGGUGCCGUCAGAGCGGUUUGGGGAAGCCGCGCUCCAGAGCCCGGAGCUCGGAAGGACCUGCGAGCAGGAGGCCGGAGGCUCGGUGGGCAGCACGCUGGGGCCACCGCCUCCCCCCCACGGUGUCGCACCCCUGCCCCGUGACCUCAAGACCCCCAGCGCCUUCUGGAAGCCCUUCCAGUGCCCGGAGUGUGGAAAAGGCUUCAGUCGGAGCUCCAACCUUGUCAGACACCAGCGGACGCACGAGGAGGAGAAGUCGUUCGGCUGCGUGGAGUGCGGGAAGGGCUUCACGCUGCGAGAGUACCUCACCAAGCACCAGCGCACCCACCUGGGGAAGCGGCCCUACGUGUGCGGCCAGUGCUGGAAGAGCUUCAGCCAGCGCCACCACCUGGAGGUGCACCAGCGCAGCCACACCGGGGAGAAGCCCUACCAGUGCGGGGACUGCUGGAAGAGCUUCAGCCGCCGGCAGCACCUUCAGGUGCACCGGCGGACCCACACGGGCGAGAAGCCCUACACCUGCGAGUGCGGCAAGAGCUUCAGCCGCAACGCCAACCUGGCCGUGCACCGGCGCGCCCACACCGGCGAGAAGCCCUACGGCUGCCAGGUGUGCGGGAAGCGCUUCAGCAAGGGCGAGCGGCUGGUCAGGCACCAGCGGAUCCACACGGGCGAGAAGCCCUACUGCUGCCCCGCCUGCGGGCGCAGCUUCAACCAGCGGUCCAUCCUCAAUCGGCACCAGAAGACCCAGCACCGCCAGGAGACCCCGGGCCAGUGAGCCUGCCCCGCCGAGCCGGCCUCCUUGCCCCCCAGCGGGCCUGCAGCGGCCGGGGCCUUCCGGGGAGACCUGGCGGAGGGCUGGGGCGCGAGGACUGUUGCGCAGGGAGGCCCUCUGAUCCCUUCUCCUUCCAUUUGUUCCCAGACGCAGGGGAAGGCGAGGCCUGGUUUGCCCGAGCUGCCGGGAGCACACGGAGCGCGGCGGCUGCGUCUCCCGCCUCCCACCCAGGGGCGCCUGCACCUUCUCUCACCACCCCUGGGAAGCGGCCACACGGGGUUCGGUUCAGGCGGGGUUUCUCCCCUUCCGUGGGUGUUCGUGUCCACCUGCAGCAGCUCGGAGCUCACUUUUCUGAGGGCCCAGGCCUGGCACGACCCUAGUUCAGGCUCUGUCUCCCUUCCUCCCCUCAAUUCUCUCUUCCAUUUUGGGAAUAUUUAUUGACUCUCCUCCGUGUGCCUGGUGCUGGGAGUGCAGUGAACGAGACGGGCGAGCCCUUGUUCCCCGGAGCUUGUGAUCGGGUGCUGGAAGCACCCCCGUUAGUAGCCCAGAGCCUCGGGGUGAGGGCGAGGGGACGUGAGGGGACGUCCUGCCCCGCCUGCCCGGUGCCCCGUCUCCCCUCCCAGUGGGGGUCGCUCAGGCAGUCUCCUUCAUUUAACUCUAUGUGUAGCCCCCCGUGUGUCUAACCUUUGACCCUGCGGUUUCCCCACUCUGUUUUUCCUUGUAUGAUAGAAGCUGUCCACACAUCUGUUAGGAAAUUAAUAUUUUGCUGUUAAUUACUGAAUAAACGUGAGAGUAUUUUAAAAUA
Molecule: messenger RNA, 2846 nt
Organism: Phacochoerus africanus (Common warthog)
Lineage: Eukaryota; Metazoa; Chordata; Mammalia; Artiodactyla; Suidae
Gene: ZSCAN25
Product: zinc finger and SCAN domain containing 25
Exons: 7
Coding region: 404-2044 (546 amino acids)
Biological process (GO): regulation of transcription by RNA polymerase II
Molecular function (GO): RNA polymerase II cis-regulatory region sequence-specific DNA binding; DNA-binding transcription factor activity, RNA polymerase II-specific
Source: RefSeq, a predicted model, not a curated record